AGGAGAUGAUUCUGGGGUCUCAGAACUGUGGAGCACAGACGGGUGCUGUAGCUGGUGGGAGGAAGUCUUGGAGGCCAUGGACACUUAGCCACUGGGAUCACCGAGAUGAGCAGCAGCUGUUCAGGGCUGAGCAGGGUCUUGGUGGCUGUGGCUGCAGCCCUAGUGUCUGCCUCCUCCUCCUGUCCCCAGGCCUGGGGCCCCCCAGGGGUCCAAUAUGGACAGCCUGGAAGGUCCAUGACGCUGUGUUGCCCGGGAGUGACUGCUGGGACCCCCGUGUCCUGGUUUCGGGACGGGGAGACAAGGCUGCUCCAGGGCCCUGACUCUGGGCUAGGGCAUGAGCUGGUGCUAGCCCAGGCAGACAGCACUGACGAAGGGACCUACACCUGCCGGACCCUGGAUGGUGCACUUGGGGGCACAGUGACCCUGCAGCUGGGCUACCCCCCCGCUCGGCCUGUUGUCUCCUGCCGAGCAGCUGACUAUGAGAACUUCUCCUGCACUUGGAGUCCCGGCCAGGUCAGCGGUUUACCUACCCGCUACCUUACUUCCUACAGGAAGAAGACAGUGCCAGGAGCUGAUGGCCAGAGGACAAGUCCAUCUACAGGGCCCUGGCCGUGCCCACAGGACCCCCCAGGGGCUGCCCGCUGUGUGGUCCACGGGGCAGAGUUCUGGAGCCAGUACCGAAUCAAUGUGACUGAGGUGAACCCCCUGGGAGCCAGCACACGCCUGCUGGAUGUGAGCUUGCAGAGCAUCUUGCGUCCUGACCCACCCCAGGGGCUGCGGGUAGAGCCAGUACCUGGUUACCCCCGCCGCCUGCGUGCCAGCUGGACAUACCCUGCCUCCUGGCCCCGCCAGCCCCACUUCCUGCUCAAGUUCCGGCUGCAGUACCGUCCAGUGCAGCAUCCCGCCUGGUCCAUGGUGGAGCCGGCUGGAUUGGAGGAGGUGAUCACAGACGCUGUGGCUGGGCUGCCCCAUGCCGUCCGGGUCAGUGCCCGGGACUUUCUGGAUGCUGGCACCUGGAGCGCCUGGAGCCCUGAGGCCUGGGGGACCCCGAGCACUGGGCCCCUAACUAAGGAGAUACCAGCUGGGGGUCAGCCAUACAUGGAGAAGGAGCCGCAAGCAGACAGCCCUGCUCCCCCAAGGCCCUCCCUCCUGCCAGACCUACAGCCACUUGUCCACAGGGACCCCCUGGAGCAGGUGGCUGUCCUAGCAUCUUUGGGAAUCUUCUCGUUCCUGGGCCUGGCAGCUGGGGCCCUGGCACUGGGGCUCUGGCUGAGGCUGAGACCAGAUGGGAAGGAUGGACCCCAGAAGCCUGGUUUCUUGGCCCCGAUGAUUCCAGUGGACAAGCUUCCAGGAGCCCCAAACCUAUAGAGAACCCAGGAAGACUUCAGCUAAUCCCAUCUAUAUAACUCUGUCUUGCUGGUUCGGAUGGACGGACAGAUAGAACCCAGGCAGGACAGUGGAUCCUCAUGAGGGGAGGUGUCUCAGCUGAAGUUUUGUUUGGAGCCCGUUUCUAUGAGACUAUCUGUUCCAACUUGCCAGAUGAAAGGUACCUGGGCCUCUGAUUUUAUCCCAGAGCUAGAGGUCCACCAGUGGAAUGUUUAUAGAUGUGAAUAUCUGUGUCCAUAUGUGCCCAUGUGUAUGUGAGGCAGGGAACAUGUGUUCUCUGCAUGUAUGUAUGUAGAUAUCUGGGGAGUGUGUGUGGGUCCUUGGCUGUUAGCCUUGCCCCUGGUGGGGGUUGUGAAGGUGUGAAUAAAGAGAAUGAGGAGGUUCUUUGUUUAUUGA
Molecule: messenger RNA, 1782 nt
Organism: Myotis lucifugus (little brown bat)
Lineage: Eukaryota; Metazoa; Chordata; Mammalia; Chiroptera; Vespertilionidae
Gene: IL11RA
Product: interleukin 11 receptor subunit alpha
Exons: 13
Coding region: 106-1368 (420 amino acids)
Cellular component (GO): membrane
Molecular function (GO): cytokine receptor activity; protein binding
Source: RefSeq, a predicted model, not a curated record